Bacillus rossius redtenbacheri is the source of this 2214-nucleotide messenger RNA. Its product is annotated as ubiquitin domain-containing protein 1. NCBI's taxonomy places the organism in Eukaryota, Metazoa, Arthropoda, Insecta, Phasmatodea, Bacillidae. Gene Ontology annotation, molecular function: protein binding. The transcript has 5 exons. The record is from RefSeq and is a predicted model, not a curated record. The coding region runs from base 606 to 1319 and encodes 237 amino acids.
ACCACAAUGCAAAAUGCAAAUCCCACACCGCCUAGGUUCGUCUCACUUUGGUCUCAGUCAUGGAGUUAGAAAUUGUCACGAGACUAGGGGCCGCUUGUAGAGUCCAGCCAAAAAUACUCGAGAAUUUCUUGAGUUCGAGUGGAGUGUGAGUUUAGUUUUCAUUUCUCGAGAUUUCUCAGCGCAUUGCAUUACUCUUUAAUCUAAUUUUUUCCUAACCUAACUAAAAACUAAAUGUACUUUAUUAUGCUUGGGACGGACAGCCGACGUCCGAAAUCUUUAAUUGCUCAAAACAGUUAUCUUAAUAUUUAUUUUUGAUUUUGCAUUUUGAGAAUAGAGAAUAUAAAUCUACAAAUUCUAUUAGAGGUGCCAGAGCUUUAGAAAUGUUUAUUUUAAUUUGUUAAUAAUAAUGCGUUUUUUAUAACUAAUAUUUUAUUUCAAUUAGUUUAUGUUACUUGACGUAUAGAGACAUCUUGUGGUGACAAUGUUCAAUUGUUAGUUUCGACCGCUGCGCAACUGUUACUUAAAAAUGGUUGGAAAAUGGAAGAUAUUGUUUGUGAAGAGCUAAAACAUAUUGGUGAAAUGCCGCAUGACUCGAUGUAUUUACAAUGGGAGGCUGCAUAGGAAUCAGUCGAAACAGGAAUAAUGGUACUGAAAAUAUUUCUGGGAAUGUUACUCGUCCAAACUCUGGAAGCACCAGAAAAAACCACCCUCUGUGUCACGAAACAAUCCGCUGGAAGUCGGACGUCCCACUGACGGAGGGGCAACUGCGCAGCAAGCGCGAUGAGUUCUGGGACACGGCCCCGGCGUUCGAGGGCCGCAAGGAGAUCUGGGACGCGCUGCGGGCCGCGGCGGUAGCAGCAGAGUCCUCCGACUACGAGCUGGCCCAGGCCAUCCUGGACGGGGCCAACGUGUCCGUUCCUAAUGGCUUCCUGACGGAGUGCUACGACGAGCUGGGCGCGCGCUACCAAGUGCCUGUGUAUUGCCUGUCCUACCCGAUCAACAUAGUGAAGGAGGACAGUGGGCGGGACUCCCCGGCCGAGUGCUCAGAACCGGUGGAUGGAGGCACAGAUCUAGUGUUGAAGCUGCGACUGUCAUCUACUUGUGUUGAUGUAAAGUUGCCUGUCUGCUCUAAUGACUCUAUCGCCAUGGCCAAGAAGAAACUUCAGAGCCAGGAGGGGCUGGAGCCAUCGCGGCAGCGGUGGUUCUUCGGGGGCAAGCUCUUGGGAGACAAGCUUCGCAUCGAGGAGGCGAAGGUGCUGCCCGGAUACGUCGUGCAAGUGAUUGUGAAUAACGAACAAACCCUUCGUGCCGACAGCUGAGGAACACAAGCCACAUGCUCUCCAUCUACUUAUUCAAAGGCGUAAAGGUGGUUUUAUUUUUCAUCUAACAACAAAACGGGUUUUGUAUUCACUACUAAUUUUGUCAGAAACGAGACUGACGAUAAUUGCUUUUCAACCAGAAUCUUUUGAUUGACCCUCCCAAACUUCUCAUAAUGAUUAUGCACUCACUUCUGUUGCUUGUGGACUUUUAUUUUAUUUUGUACAUCUGUAAGUGAUAUUUUAAAAUUUCUAAAUUGUGCUUGUACAAAUAACUUAUGUCACUAUUACCGUUGUAUAUUUUUUACAAUAUGUUGCAAUCUUGCAUUGUAUAAUGUACACUAUGUGAAAACAUAUUUGUAGAUAAUAAAUUGUCUAUAUAGCCAUUUAAGAUGUAUACAUGUCACUGGAUAGUAUUUUUUAAAUUCUUAAUUACAAAAAUAUCAUAAAUUUGUGAGCUAAUUUUAAAUAAUAUUUUAUGUUUGAUCAUAAUAGUUUGAUGUACUUAAUGCGAGAGAUAAUGGAAGAAAUGAUUGUAGUGGAUCUGUGAAGAGUUAUUAGUAAAAUUUUAAUGAUGUUUAUAAAAAUUGGGUACUUAAUUUUUUUUAUUGGAAAGUCAAUAACUUUGCGAGUUAUUUGUAGCCAGUGUUAUGUUUCUUGUAAAUAUUUUGUAACAAAUUUUUUUUUGUUUUGGUUAAAGUGUCCAUUUCAUUAAGUUAUAGCUAGUGGUUUAUCUUACGUCAUUUAUUUAUAAAACUGUUGGUUGAUUGUGCCUAGUAGACAUCAGCAUUGAGAAUCUGUAGAAAAUGGCUAACUAUUUAGUGUAAUAACUUUUCUGUACACAGAAUGAAGUAUAUAGCUUGUAGCUGUAAAUGUUAUUAAAAUUUAUUUCAAUUAC